This is a messenger RNA of Arachis stenosperma, 2785 nucleotides long. RefSeq names its product protein LOW PHOTOSYNTHETIC EFFICIENCY 1, chloroplastic-like. The record is from RefSeq and is a predicted model, not a curated record. Gene Ontology annotation, molecular function: protein binding. The transcript has a single exon. Bases 205 to 2601 code for a protein of 798 amino acids. Lineage: Eukaryota; Viridiplantae; Streptophyta; Magnoliopsida; Fabales; Fabaceae.
UACCGAGGCUUUCUCUAUUCGAAUUUAUCCCUUUGAAAUAAAUGGCUAAGAAGAAGCCAGCAUUGCUGGAAACACUGCAAUUCUUCCUUUGAUUCGGACCAGCCUCAUUUGAAGGUACGACUACGAAACCAUCAUCUAAUGCUGCUUCCUCAUUCAAUUUUAUUUCAUAAUCCUUUAUUUCGACCUCUAAAUUUCACCUAGAAUAUGCACGCUUUAAGCCCUUUUCCUUCUAAAGGUAACCACUCGUUGGUUCCUUCUCUUUUUGCGGGAUUUGAAUCUAGUCCUUCUCCCAAUAGGAGAAGAAUGGUGAAGCUUGGUUUUGUGUUUUCUCUGUCUCGUAGAACAUGUAUUGGUGAUAUUCAAUGCUCAAGAAGCUUUUCAAGUGGUUACAGUAUUGUAUCAUGUGUUGGGAACCCAAAUUUUGAUUUUAGAUUAGGGUUUUUGUUUGGAUACUCUAAAGUGAAUUUUGUUACACCUAUGGCGUGGGCGGUGGAGGAUCAGGGUAUUAUUGGUAAUGAAUUGGUGGAGGGGCGGACUAAUUCUAUUGACAGUUCAUCUGUUAGUGGCGAGUCUGAGGGGGCAAACUCUUCGAAUUCGGAUCAAAGUGAAGGUAUUAACUGUCAGCAAGAGAUGCAUGGUGGUGAAUGCAGUGGGACUGAGUUGUUUGAGGAGGAGGCAGUUUCUGCUGAUGGUUCCUCAGUUAGCAGUGAGUCAGAGGGUGUGUACUCUUCGAAUUCGGAUCAAAGCGAAGAUAUCAACUAUGAACAAGAGAUUCAGACUGAAAACAGUGCUGGGGAGGAUGGAAGAGAAGAGAGUGAUGUUAAGGUUGAUGUGAGAGCACUUGCAACAACCUUGCAGUCCGCUAAGACGGUUGAGGACGUGGAGGAUAUUCUUAAGGACAAGGGGGAGUUGCCCCUUCAGGUGUAUUCAACCAUAAUAAAGGGUUUUGGUCAAGACAAGAGAAUGGAUUCUGCGUUGAUUCUUUUUUAUUGGAUGAAGAGGAGGAAGAUAGAAACUAAUGGUUCUUUUGGCCCCAAUCUUUACAUAUAUAAUGCCGUGUUAGGUGUUGUUAAACAGUCUGAACAAUUUGAUGAAAUGGAGACCAUUUUAAAUGAAAUGGCACGAGAUGGAAUCGCCUAUAAUGUUGUGACAUAUAAUACCUUGAUGGCUAUUUACAUUGAGAAAGGGGAAGCUGGCAAAGCGCUCGAUAUGCUUGAAGAAAUUCAUAAAAAUGGCCUUAUCCCGUCUCCAGUAUCCUAUUCUCAAGCUUUGCUGGCAUAUCGAAGAAUGGAAAAUGGGAAUGGAGCUCUAAACUUUUUUGUUGACUUCAGAGAAAAAUAUCGACAAGGUGGAAUAGGGAGAGAUGAUGAUGGUGAAGAUUGGGAGAGUGAGUUAAUAAAGCUUAAGAAGUUUACAAUCCGUGUUUGCUAUCAAGUAAUGCGUCGUUGGCUUGUCAGUCAUGAUAAUUCGAGCAACAAUGUAUUGAAGCUUCUCAUUGAUAUGGACAAUGCUGGAAUUCCACUGGGGCGUGCUGACCUUGAGCGACUUGCAUGGGCUUGUACUCGUGAAGACCACUAUAUUGUUAUCAGAGAGGUAUACACAAGGAUAAGGGAAAGGUAUGAUAAGAUCAGCUUGUCUGUCUGCAAUCAUGUAAUCUGGUUGAUGGGGAAGGCAAAAAAGUGGUGGGCUGCUUUGGAGAUAUAUGAAGACUUAUUGGACAAAGGGCCAAAGCCAAAUAACUUGUCAUAUGAACUGAUAACCUCUCACUUUAAUGUCCUUCUCAGUGCAGCCAAGAAAAAAGGAAUUUGGAGAUGGGGUGUGAGGCUUAUUAACAAGAUGGAAGAUAAAGGCCUAAAACCGGGAAGUAGGGAAUGGAAUUCAGUUCUUAUGGCCUGUUCGAAGGCUGCAGAAACUACUGCUGCAGUGCAAAUAUUUAAGAGGAUGGUGGAAAAUGGUGAAAAACCGACUGUGAUUUCAUACGGGGCUUUGUUGAGUGCUCUUGAGAAAGGAAAACUCUACGACGAGGCCCUCCGUGUGUGGGACCAUAUGAUCAAAGUUAGGGUUGAACCAAAUGCAUAUGCCUACACAAUCAUGGCAUCAAUUUAUACUGCACAAGGAAAUUUUAGUAGAGUAGAUGCAAUCAUCCGAGAGAUGGUAACAUUGGGAAUUGAGAUAACAGUAGUUACAUAUAAUGCAAUUAUUAGUGGUUGCGCACGAAAUGGCAUGAGUAGUGCAGCAUAUGAAUGGUUUCACCGGAUGAAAGUUCAAAACAUCUCUCCCAAUGAGAUCACUUAUGAAAUGUUGAUUGAGGCACUUUCGAAUGAUGGAAAGCCUAGGCUGGCAUAUGAGUUGUAUAUGAGAGCUCAAAGUGAAGGCCUUAUCCUUUCUUCAAAAGCUUAUGACUUGGUUGUGCAAUCCUCUGAGGCUUAUGGUGCUACCAUCAAUCUAAGUUCUUUAGGAUCACGUCCGCUCGAUAAAAAAAGGAAGGUGCAAAUUAGAAAAGCAAUGAAAGAAUUCUACAACUUGGCUGAUGUUUCCGGGAGAAGUAAACCAUUUGAUAAAAGUGAAAUUUGUUACACACAGUCACAAGAAUUGAAUUAGUUAGUACAGAAUAGGAUAAUCAGAUAUUUUACGACCUUUGUAUAUUCGGCAUUGUUGUUGUUUGAAAGAAUUGUUGUAAUAUUUCUUCUCCAUAUGUGAGCGAAAUCCAGAGGUCCGCACAUUCUCUGAAAUUAUGGCUCAAAUCAUAAUCAAAUGUUUAGUUGCAAGAUAAGUUUCUUUUUAG